Pediculus humanus corporis (human body louse) is the source of this 906-nucleotide messenger RNA. RefSeq names its product POU-domain protein CF1A, putative. The coding region runs from base 1 to 906 and encodes 301 amino acids. The record is from RefSeq and is a predicted model, not a curated record. NCBI's taxonomy places the organism in Eukaryota, Metazoa, Arthropoda, Insecta, Psocodea, Pediculidae. Gene Ontology annotation, biological process: regulation of transcription by RNA polymerase II. The transcript has 4 exons. Gene Ontology annotation, molecular function: DNA-binding transcription factor activity, RNA polymerase II-specific; RNA polymerase II cis-regulatory region sequence-specific DNA binding.
AUGGGAGGCAUUCAUCACACUCAUCACCAUCAUCCACAUCAACCGGCAACGGUCGAUAUCAAACCUCCAGACAUGCAUAGUAAGAGUAACAGGUACCACAACGAUUGGCAUGCUCCCGUCGUGUCAACCGCUUAUCACGCGGCAAUGAACGGAAUGCUGGCUCAUCACCAUCAGACGAGUCCGCAGCUCCAUCAUAGUCUUCGCGAUAUGCAAAAUCAUUCCCCUAGUGCAUUACACCACGGUCUCGAUCCUCGUAACGAUCCCUCGGGAGGAGAGGAAGACCCGCAAAGUUCGGAAGACUUAGAGUUAUUUGCAAAACAGUUUAAACAAAGACGUAUUAAAUUAGGUUUCACGCAAGCGGACGUCGGUCUCGCGCUUGGUACUCUGUACGGGAACGUAUUUUCUCAAACAACGAUUUGCAGGUUCGAAGCCCUGCAAUUAAGUUUUAAAAACAUGUGUAAGUUAAAACCGUUGUUACAAAAAUGGUUGGAAGAAGCGGAUUCUACGACGGGUAGUCCGACGAGCAUCGAUAAAAUAGCCGCGCAAGGACGGAAACGUAAAAAACGUACAAGUAUAGAAGUUAGUGUUAAAGGGGCUUUAGAACAACAUUUCCUAAAACAGCCUAAACCGAGUGCUCAAGAAAUAGCUUCUUUAGCCGAUGGCUUACAAUUAGAAAAAGAAGUGGUUCGAGUGUGGUUUUGUAAUAGGCGACAAAAGGAAAAAAGAAUGACUCCGCCGAACACGUUGGGAGGAGACAUGAUGGACGGUAUGCAAGGAGGAGUGGGACCCCCGAUGCACUACGGACACCACCAGGAUUUGCACGGGAGUCCGAUCGGAGGACACAGUCACAGUCCUCCGAUGCUUAACUCACCAAAUAUGACACCUCACAGUUUGACGGAUCAUUAA